AUGGCAUACGGUUCGAAAGUCCCAGCGAACCUGGCUGGCGCUGAAGGUUCAUAUGUACAGAUGCCUAACAUAAAGCCUCAAGCAUUGGCCUCAUCAACGACCAACAUGCUAGGGCUUCUGCACGACAACCUGUUACCCUCUUUGAACCUACACUCGUCUCUCGCACUCGUGGCCUACACUGCCAGCCGUGUGACUCGCCGCGUCGAACUCAAGGACUGGUUAUGGCCUUCGGGAAUGGUGCUUAAUGCCUGGUAUCAUGGAGUCUGGGCACGUAGCUCAGAAACCGGUCUCAGUCUCGGUGAAUCACUAUCUACCCUUGGCUGGACGCAGAAGCUUCUUCUCGGUGGGGUUACGCUCUGGGGUGUUCGAUUGUUUACCCGAAUUGCUACUCGUAGCGUCAAGCGCGAAAAGGAUGAUCCUAGAUACGACGACAUGAACCAGGACACUAGUUUCUGGAACAAAGCCUUCUUUACGGUCUUCUUGCCCGAGGCUGUGUUCCAAGCCCUCGUCUCGCUAUCAUGGUCCGUAGUGCUGCAGCAGGGCACGCUCGGAAGUAUUGAAGCCACGCCUCCUCAAUACGGUGCCCUACUGCAUGGACUCGCAAUUGGACUCUACACUACUGGCCUCAACAUGGAAGCCCUGGCUGACCAGCAGCUCAAAGAGCACAAGAAGAAGAGUGGUAAUCUCAACCGCACCGGCGUCUUCUCGAUCGUACGUCACCCCAACUACCUUGGCGAUGCUCUGGUCCACUUCUCAUUCCCAUUACUCCUUGCUGCCAACGGCAUGUUCCACCCACUCAGUCUCGUAGGACCCCUGGCGAACUACGCCUUCCUGCGCUUCAUCGGUGGUGACAAGCAGAAUGAGGAGUCCCAAGAGCAACGUUACAAGGCAGACGCACCCAAGAAAUACAUCCAACUGGAGGAGUGGCGCGCGAACAAGAACAGCUUCUGGCCUGCCCUGAGUGAGGUAACCAAUCCUUGGUCGCUUGCUUUAGUCGGAAUCGGAGCAAUUGGUGUUUUGGCUGAGCGUGGCCUCAGGAGAUAUAUGCUGGCGUAG
Molecule: messenger RNA, 1056 nt
Organism: Aureobasidium vineae
Lineage: Eukaryota; Fungi; Ascomycota; Dothideomycetes; Dothideales; Saccotheciaceae
Source: the annotation of a GenBank genome assembly